CGCGGGUUGGUCUGUGGUAUACAUUGACUGGUAGGGGUCUGACGUCUCUCCCGUCUUUUUCCUUUACUGGCUUCGUCCUCCGAGUCAUUACUCCCCGACCCGAACAACUGCUCUGCACCACAGUACAACCUCAACAUCGCCACAAGGUUGCUGCUUUUCCUCUCACCUUCCGCCUCAGAACACUAGCUCCGCAGUGUCGAUCGGUCCAUUCUUAAGGGAUCCCUUGAGUGCCCCAUACUCACGUGUCCAGACCGACACAAUGGCUCACAACACCGAGAUUGUUCAGGCCUGGGUAACUUCGGACCCCAUUGUUCCACUAAGCUCGAGCGUUGAGCAUAUCAACUACAAAAAUCUUAAGCCGGAAGACAAGGAACGUGUGCACCAGAUGGUUGCAGACCAGCUAGGCAUAGAGCGCCCACAAGGAUAUACUGUAUCCUUCCACUACAACCCAAAAGUCGAGCAGCACCACUUCGGUAGCAAACACCCGAUGAAACCCUGGCGUCUACAGCUCACCAAGCAGCUCGUUUUCGGUUAUGGAUUGCACUAUGCCAUGGAUCUGAAUGAGUCUCUACCGGCGGAGCAUCGGGAUCUGGCCGAAUUCCACGAUAACGACUACCUCAAUUUCCUGCAAUACAUCAAAAGCGACGACCAGACGCAAAAGCGUCACCAGGAGGAGCUCAACCGCUACGUUUUCACUGAUGAAUUCAACGAUUGUCCUAUUUUUGACGGCAUCUGGGAUUACGUGACCUUGUGCACAGGUGCCACACUCGAAGCGGCACAUGCAUUGUCUAGCGGCGAAUCGAACAUCGCAAUUAGCUGGUCGGGCGGCCUACACCAUGCGAAGAAACGCCAAGCGUCUGGUUUCUGCUAUGUCAACGACAUCGUGUUAGCUAUCCAGCACCUGUUGCAGUCUUACACGCGUGUUCUGUACAUCGAUAUCGAUGUGCACCAUGGCGACGGCGUCGAAGCAGCUUUCUUCAAUACGGACCGCGUCAUGACCCUGUCCUACCACAAAUACGGUGAAUUUUUCCCUGGCACUGGUGGGCCUGACGACAGUGGCCCCAAGGGCUUUGAAGAGCCCGGCGCCUACUUCAGCCUCAACGUUCCGCUGGAGGAUGGAAUCGAUGACUCAGACUAUGGGUGGCUGUUCCGCAAGGUGACUGGAAAAACUAUCGAGGUCUUCAAACCUGAAGCAAUCGUGCUCCAAUGCGGCGCAGAUUCACUGGGUGGUGAUCGACUGGGCAAAUUCAACCUCAAUAUCAAGGCGCAUGGAUCAUGUGUCGAGUACGUGAAGAGUAGGAACCUGCCCCUGCUAAUGCUUGGUGGCGGCGGGUACACGCCUCGAAAUGUCGCACGCACCUGGUGUCAUGAGACGGCCGUGGCAUGCAACGUCCAACUCGGAUCGGACGACGGACGAGCUUCGUCUAUAGAGAUACCAAACUUCGUGCCCUAUCGGGCAGCCUUCGAAGGCGCAGGAAACGGCAAUGGCCUUUUGUACCCAGAGCUCAAUAUCCGGAAGUUGCAGCACCCAAAGACUUAUACGAGGGAAGACCUGGAAAAUACGGCAGCCAGGUGCCUUGAGCAAUUGAGGCACAUAGAAGGGCAUCCGAUCCUGAACUUUACAACGUUCGUGCCGAAACUCGAUAAAUUGUUGAAGGCGCGAAAGGAACUGGACGUUGAGAUAAGAGAAGAGCUUGAGGACCGAGGGCUUCAGGACGAAUUGAAAAGGAGAAGGAUGGAGAGGAAUACGGGUGGAAGAAGAGAGUAUAGGUGAUAGGGCUCUUGUGCCUGCUUACGGUCGGUGUAGCUGAGAAAUACAUGUGGCCCGGUGAACAACGAAAAAGUAGACUGCUCUCCACAAAAGAUGUCUUUCCUGCACCAUGGAAGGCAGAUGAUCCUCUAAUGUCAUAUUGAUUCGGCAUUGGAGCUCAACAAGCCUACUGUGAGGCAUAUCUUCUUUUACACGGCAAGUUCUAACUUGCCUAACCAUGAAAAAGAAGUACUCGUGAGUAUUAUUCGCAACCAAGUAUGCUAAUUCUGUAGUCGCUCAACCC
This is a messenger RNA of Aplosporella prunicola CBS 121167, 2054 nucleotides long. RefSeq lists its product as uncharacterized. Gene Ontology annotation, molecular function: histone deacetylase activity. Lineage: Eukaryota; Fungi; Ascomycota; Dothideomycetes; Botryosphaeriales; Aplosporellaceae. The transcript is spliced from 2 exons. The record is from RefSeq and is a predicted model, not a curated record. Bases 260 to 1774 code for a protein of 504 amino acids.